AUGACAGCACUCUACUGGAUAAUGAACAACGGUGAGUGGAAACAAUUCGUCCGCCACAGAGUAAAUGAAAUCCUGAAAUUAACAAACAAGGAGGAUUGGGGACAUUGUCCUGGGGUGGAAAAUCCCGCGGAUAUAGGGUCUAGGGGUGUAGUUGCUUCACAAUUGAAGGAUAACAAGCUAUGGUGGGUGGGGCCUGAUUGGCUUAUUAGGUCUAAGGAGGAGUGGCCGAAAUUUGAGGCUGCUGCCAAAACAAGUACGGUCUUAGAAGAAGAACGAAAGUCUUCCGUAAUGGUCGUAGCUAGUAGUAAAGAGUUAGCUAGUAUAAGCAAAGUGAUAAAUCUGGAGGAUUAUGGGACAGCGGAACGACUUUUCAGAGUAACAGCAUGGGUACUUAGGUUUGGGUUCAAUGCACGAGCAAAGUCUAAGGGCAUGGAAAAGCGCUGUGGAGAAUUGACAGUAGAGGAGCUUGACGAGGCGGAAAAUAGAUGGAUUAAACAGGCUCAGGCAGAGUUAAAGGAGGCUAAAAAGUACGCCCAGAUUAGUAACAGUCUAGGCUUGAUGGAAGAAGGAGGUAUCAUAAGAUGUAAGGGUAGACUGCGUAACUCUGAGCUAGAGUACAACACGAAACACCCAAUCAUUAUUCCCAAGGAUAAUAGAUUAACUGAGCUGAUUGUCAGAAAAUGUCACAGUGAAGUGCACCAUUGUGGGGUUAGGGCAACCUUGGGCAGGCUAAGGACGAAAUAUUGGGUCGUGAAGGGAAGGCAAAUGGUAAAGCGAGUUAUAGGUAAAUGCGUCACCUGUAAGAAAUUAGAAGAAAGGGCAUAUGGGGGGAGACAGAUGGCAGACUUACCAGGCUUUCGAGUGAAGGAAGCUGCUCCUUUUUCUAAUGUGGGAGUAGAUUUUGCAGGUCCAUUGUUUGUUAGGUGUUGCACCAAGGCAUCCAAGAAGGCGUAUAUCGCAUUAUUUUCCUGUUGUGUGACUCGAGCAAUACAUUUAGAGCUAGUGCGUGAUUUGUCUGCGGAGACAUUUCUGUGUUGCAUGAGAAGAUUUGCAGCGAGGAGAGGAAUGCCGAGCCUAAUAGUGUCAGACAACGCCAAGACGUUUAAGGCAGCAGAGAGAGCAAUAAAGAAGUUGUUUAAUCAACCUAAAGUAAAAGCAGAAUUAUUAACGAAGCGAGUAACUUGGAGGUUUAACUUAGAAAGGUCGCCUUGGUGGGGAGGGUUUUUCGAGCGAAUGGUUAGGAGUGUUAAACGAUGCCUCAGGAAGGUUUUAGGCAAUGCCAAAUUAACAGUAGAUGAACUUAACACAGUAUUAGUAGAGAUAGAAGGCACAUUAAAUUCCAGACCAUUGACAGAAGAAUAUGAAGAAUUCGAAGGCGAUGUAUUAACGCCAUCACACUUAAUUUACGGAAGAGCAAUUAAUUUCAUACAACGGAGGGAGGUAGCUAGGGAGGAAAGUAGUUGUGGAGAAAGAUUCAAAUAUAUUACAUUGAAAUUACAACAUUUCUGGACCAGAUGGCAAAGUGAGUAUCUCAUAGGGUUACGAGAAUUUCAUAAAAGUGGUAAUCGAAAGGCAAGAAGUUUGAAGGAGGGCGAAGUAGUUGUAGUUUAUGGAGAAGGAGAGAAGCGAGGCAAGUGGAAACUAGGGAAGGUAGAACAGCUAAUUUUAGGAAAUGACAGCAAGGUUAGGGGAGCUAAGUUAAGAAUAGCAGGAAAGGGUAAACCAGUUUACCUGAAAAGACCGGUGCAGAAACUUUACCCGUUGGAAAUUCAAGCUCGACCGGGUGGGAACGGGACGGAAGGGAAUUCCCCUUCAGGUGAGGCAGAGGGUUCCUUGCAUGAUCUGCAUGAGCGUCCGAGACGAGCUGCUGCUGAGAUUUCAAAAGCGAAGACAAGGGCGAUGCUUGAUUCAUAG
Messenger RNA from Dendronephthya gigantea, 1914 nucleotides. RefSeq lists its product as uncharacterized. Bases 1 to 1914 code for a protein of 637 amino acids. Gene Ontology annotation, molecular function: nucleic acid binding. The record is from RefSeq and is a predicted model, not a curated record. Gene Ontology annotation, biological process: DNA integration. The transcript has a single exon. NCBI's taxonomy places the organism in Eukaryota, Metazoa, Cnidaria, Anthozoa, Malacalcyonacea, Nephtheidae.